This is a messenger RNA of Poecilia latipinna (sailfin molly), 2671 nucleotides long. It is a transcript of the gene fbxo30a, whose product is annotated as F-box protein 30a. NCBI's taxonomy places the organism in Eukaryota, Metazoa, Chordata, Actinopteri, Cyprinodontiformes, Poeciliidae. The coding region runs from base 1 to 2133 and encodes 710 amino acids. The record is from RefSeq and is a predicted model, not a curated record. Gene Ontology annotation, molecular function: protein binding; zinc ion binding; ubiquitin protein ligase activity. The transcript has 2 exons.
AUGGAGAACCUGCAUCCACACUGCCUUAAAUGCAUCAACAGAAGGUGCAUGGCCAAACCAGAGCCGGGUGUCUCCUGCGAUCUGGUUGGCUGCCCUCUCGUCUGCGGGGCUGUUUUUCACUCCUGCAAGCUGGACGAACAUCGUCUCCUGUGCCCCUACGAAAGACUGCCGUGCCUAAACAGCGGCUUCGGCUGCCCCUUCACCGUCAAGAGAAUCAAAAUGGCGCAGCAUCUGGAGACGUGCCCUGCCAGCAUAGUUUGUUGCACAAUGGAGUGGAACCGGUGGCCUGUGAGCUACGCCGAUCACAAGUCCUACGAAAACCUGAGCAAAGACUUUGACGAGGUGGAGCAGCUGGACAUGGCUCUAGCUCUUCAGGAUCAGAGGAUGCUAUUGGAAUCGCUGAAAGUUACAACCAACGUGUCGAAGAACGGAGAAAAGGGAGCAGGUUAUGGGAAUGAAAUGGCGUCGGUGUUGGGCAGUGAAACGGUAGAAAUGGAGGAAGAACCUUACAACAACUUGUACAGAGCUUCAGGGGAGGCGACCAGGAGCUUAGCUGCUGCGCUCGACAUCCUCACUAAUUCCAACAACAUUGGCAAAAUCAUCGAAAAUAUAAAUGGAGAUAAGAGUGGAGUGGUCCAUAAUGGAGAAAAUGGGGAAAUCAGGCAUGUUGCUGAAGGCGGGAGGAACGUAGAAAUGCUUGAGAGUGACAGUGAUUCAGAGUGUGAGCUGGGGGCUGUGGGUGGAGUUGAUUGCGCUGUGGAAACGGACGGAGAUGAAGAUGCUGCUAACUGGUCUGAAGAAAGGAACUUUGUGGAAUUGCAUUUUGAGGAAAAAGAUGUCGUCAUCAAUGAACCAAUUCAAAACGGUGACCUCGUCUGGCCUCUCAUCCCUCAGGACUACAUACCCGUCGUAGCACCGGAGCCUCCCGCGCCCCAGCUGGUCCCGCUCACACCGCCAUUCCUGGUGUCGGAUCAAGUGAGAAGGAGCUUCUGCAGGUAUCGGUGUUGGAAGCAGAACUUAGAAGUGCUCAGCAUGUUUACAUAUAACGUCCCCCAGGCCCUGAUCAACCCUUACUUGUUUCGAGUAAAAAUGGAGGACAAAGCGGUGGACACAUCUGACCUGGAGGUAGAGGAGGACCCGAUGGGGCUCCAUGGCAUUGACCUCAUCACUGCGGCGUUGCUGUUUUGCCUCGGGGAUUCCCCGGGAGGCCGGGGGAUCUCCGACAGCAGGUUCGUCGACGGCUACCACAUUGACUUUGGCACUCAGACAUUCUCCUUCCCUUCCGCCAUCCUUGCCACGAACACCAUGGUGGGCGACAUCGCCUCAGCCUCGGCCUGCGACCACGCCAGUCCGCAGCUUUCCAACCCCAGCCCCUUCCACACGCUGCGGCUGGAACUGGUGCUUGAAUGCGUCGCGCGGUACCAAACCAAACAGCGCUCCAUGUUCACGUUCGUGUGCGGGCAGCUCUUCCGACGCGACGAGUUUUCGUCUCACUUCAAGAACGUCCACGGGGACAUCCACGCUGGCCUCAACGGCUGGAUGGAGCAGCGUUGCCCCUUGGCGUAUUACGGCUGCACUUACUCCCAGAGGCGCUUCUGUCCGUCCGUGCAGGGCUUUCGGAUCAUCCACGACAGACACCUGGGUUCCUUUGGAGUGCAGCCCGGAUUGCCUUUGAAAACCGGAGACAGCCACUCAAGAAAGCCCCACCACAUCGACGCUCAGUACGAUCAGUUUAGCAGUCUUCCUUUUGAGGUGCUGCAGCACAUAGCAAGCUUUCUCGACAGUUUCAGUCUGUGCCAGCUGUCCAGAGUGUCUCGCACCAUGAGGAACGUGUGCGCCAGUCUGCUUCAGAUGCGUGGCAUGGUCGUCCUGCUGUGGGAGAAGAAGCGGCGCGACGACGGGUCUCCUUCGUGGCAAAUAACGCACAAGGUGUGGCGCUUCAGCACGGCCUUCGGCACGGUGAACGAGUGGAAGUUCGCCGACAUUGCCAGCAUGGCCGACCACCUGAAGAAGUGCAAGUUCAACACAAUCGCCCGCCGGGAGGAAGCCAUUCCUCUGCCGUGCAUGUGCUUCACCAGGGAGCUCACGAAAGAGGGAAGAUGUUUACGAUCGGUUCUGAAACCAGUAGCAUGAACACUGAUGGCAUUUUUUUGACACCUUUUUCUUUUUUGACUGACCAAGAGAACUUUGAUCUACUUGUACGUUCUUCAGCGUUUACAGACGUUUACUCUCUCCACGCUUCAAAACUGCAACUCCAGUUAAAACGGUGUCAAUUUCAGGUUAUUCUUUGUUUCACUUUAAUUUACAGGAGACUGUCAGCAAGGUGUUGUGGUUCAGCUGAGGUCGCGCUGAAAUUCAAACGUUUUUCUCCACAGCAUCUCAAAUGGUUCCACUAAAACGUACAUUAGCUCCGUUUUAAAUAGAUUAGGUUUUUACUGAAAUAUAACGUUGUGAUAUUCAAUAUCUAUUAUGAUUUACCUAAAUUUUCCCCUACUUUCUUUCUAUUUCGUCAGAAGGAUCUUGAUCUGGGAAAGGCGAAUAGUAGAAGUUCACCUUAUUGGCAAAAUAUACAAGAUCAUUCCUAUUUCUUGGCCCAAAACAAAUGCCUACAACCUAUAUACAUGUUUUGCUAAACCCUACUUUUCUAUAUAAUGAAUGAUUUUUAUAUAUA